UCAUUUCCGUCGCUUAUUGGUGACGUAAUAUACAGACACCUUGUCUCAUUCGUAGAUAGCUCACAUGUGCAUGUUAGAAGCAUAAACGUAGCCUUUACUAAUAAAAGUUAAGCAGUUCUCAUUCGAACUGUGUCCAGCAGCAGACAAUGAUUCAUCUGAGAAGAACGGCGCUGAUGGCGCUGCGGUCAAAGCAGCGCAUGAGCACGAGCUCAGGCUGUUCACAGACUGAGCUACAGCAGAAGAAGAAGGGGUUAGUGUUAGGAGUGUUCGAGCAGGAGAAGGGAAAGGAGUCUAAUGUUCAUCUGACAGAGGCAGCCAAAGAUUUUGACCAAACAGUGUCUGGAAAGCUGAGCGAAUUAAUAAAAAUCUCCGGACCGACACUGAAGAAAGGCAAAUGCAGACUAUUUUAUGGAAUGCACGCGGACUUCCCCUGUGUUGCAGUAGUCGGCCUGGGUGAAGAGAAUGCAGGUGUGUGUGCUGCAGAGAAUUGGAACACCAGCAAGGAGAAUGUCAGACAAGCUGUCUCGGCUGGCUGCCGUCUACUUCAAGACCUGGAAGUGGGCCAUGUGGAGGUGGAUGGCUGCGGUGAUGCCCAGUCUGCAGCUGAAGGUGCUGUUCUGGGCUUGUUUCACUACGACCAACUCAAGUCCAAGAAGAAGGCCAAAGUGACGACAAAGCUUCAUAGAAGUGCAGACUUGAAUGGGUGGCAGAAAGGAGUUGUGUAUGCAGAAGGUCAAAACCUGGCACGGCUAUUGAUGGAGGCUCCAGCCAGUCACAUCACUCCUACCACUUUUGCCAACACCAUUGAGAAAGAGUUAGCACCUUACUCUGACAGAGUUACAGUGAAUAAGAGAUGUCAGGCUUGGAUCAAGGAACAAAAGAUGGGGGCAUUUUUGAGUGUGUCUAGAGGUUCAGAGGAGCCCCCUGUCUUCUUGGAGAUUCAUUACAAUGGUUCAACAAACACCACACAACCUCCACUGCUCUUAGUGGGCAAAGGAAUCACGUUUGACAGCGGUGGUAUUUCCCUAAAGCCAUCCGCAUCUAUGGAUGCAAUGAGGGCUGAUAUGGGUGGAGCUGCCACGGUGUGUGCAUCCAUUGUAACAGCAGCGGCUCUGAAGCUUCCAAUAAACAUUAUUGGACUGGCUCCUCUGUGUGAGAACAUGCCCAGUGGAAAGGCCACGAAACCAGGUGAUGUUGUAACCGCCAUGAAUGGAAAAACAAUCCAGGUUGAUAACACGGAUGCAGAGGGCAGAUUAAUUCUUGCUGAUGCACUCUGUUAUGGACACACCUUUAACCCCAGAGCUAUUGUCAAUGUUGCUACACUAACAGGUGCGAUGGAUGUAGCACUGGGCUCAGCAGCAACUGGAGUCUUCACAAAUUCUGACUGGUUGUGGGAUCAGCUGCACAAGGCCAGUGUUGUGACAGGUGACAGAGUAUGGCGUAUGCCUCUGUUCCAGCACUAUACCAGACAGGUGACUGACAGCCAGCUGGCUGACCUCAACAAUAUUGGCAAGUACAGCCGUUCUGGCGGUGCGUGCACAGCAGCUGCUUUCCUGAAGGAGUUUGUUACAGCUGCUCAUUGGGCUCAUUUGGACAUUGCUGGUGUUAUGAGCAACAAAGACGAAAUUUCGUAUCUAAGGAAAGGCAUGUCUGGAAGACCAACACGUACCCUUGUGGAGUUUGCUGCUACCCUUGCCAGUCAAGGCUAAAAUGUGGAUAAAAAAAAUCAACACUUCACCUCACAACCUCAAUCUGCCACGAACAGACAGAGUUUAUGGUCAAAGUCUGUGUCUAAUCUGGUGGAUUUUCUUGGAGAAACUGAUGAUAAUAUUUCUAAAAUGGAUUUUGAUGGGUCAUAAAUGCUAAUGUAAAAAUGCAGCAGUCCAUCGAAUAUUGUCCUCUUUUGUAAAGCAUCUAGUUUUAUCUAAAUCAGAACGUUUAUGAAAUAAAUACAAUGGUGUAUCCAAA
Molecule: messenger RNA, 1968 nt
Organism: Cynoglossus semilaevis (tongue sole)
Lineage: Eukaryota; Metazoa; Chordata; Actinopteri; Pleuronectiformes; Cynoglossidae
Gene: lap3
Product: leucine aminopeptidase 3
Exons: 13
Coding region: 147-1709 (520 amino acids)
Biological process (GO): proteolysis
Cellular component (GO): cytoplasm
Molecular function (GO): manganese ion binding; metalloaminopeptidase activity
Source: RefSeq, a predicted model, not a curated record